This is a messenger RNA of Dentiscutata erythropus, 357 nucleotides long. The record is from the annotation of a GenBank genome assembly. NCBI's taxonomy places the organism in Eukaryota, Fungi, Glomeromycota, Glomeromycetes, Diversisporales, Gigasporaceae.
AUGAAUUCAAGUUCUAAAAUUGACAAACCAAAAUAUUAUAGUGGAUGCAACAAAUAUUAUUCACCUAAUUUGUUUAUUAAUGAUUUAAAGACUUUUCGUACAUGUAAUACAUGCCAUAACCAAAAUUCUCAAGUAAAAAAAAACAAGAAUAAACAUUCUAAAAAUAACAAUCAAAUAAUCUUUGACUUAUCUGAUUUUAACGACCAUAUAAUAGAAACUAUUGGUUUUCUUGAAAUCAAUAAAGCUAUCAAAGAUCAAGAAAAUUUCAAUUUUUCAGAAUUUAAAUUUUCUUGUUCUAUUAAUAUUUCAAUAUUGGAAGGUGAUUCUAAAGAAAAGCUAGUUGAAUUAUUGAAAUAA